Molecule: messenger RNA, 2694 nt
Organism: Rhineura floridana
Lineage: Eukaryota; Metazoa; Chordata; Lepidosauria; Squamata; Rhineuridae
Product: E3 ubiquitin-protein ligase RNF182-like
Exons: 2
Coding region: 318-1058 (246 amino acids)
Source: RefSeq, a predicted model, not a curated record
AGCGCGGACGGCGCGCUAGGGAGGGCACCUUCCUCCGGCGCGCUUCUGGAGACCAGUUGCUGGGCACCGCCGGAGCGGAGAGGCCUCUUGCGGGCUCCCACGGGCCUCUGGCUGGCCGCUGGCCUCAUCCGGCAGGCUCUGCUGAUGUGCCGAGGAUCUCUGCCUGAGGCAGCAGCUUGCAGGAGGCCCCCCUGGCCCUCGGGAUCAGCUGACCCCCCUUUCCAGCCUCUUCAAGGCCUGGUGCUCAGGGGGUCGCGUGUCCCAGCCUCGAAGGUCCCUGCAGCCAGCCAGCGUUCCGCUUCAUCACUUGGGCCAGCAUGUCCCUCCCCAUAGGAAAGGCGGGGGGAUCCCAGCCGCUGGUCUUCACAGCGCCUGAGAUGGAGUGCAAGAUCUGCUACGAGCGCUUUGAUGGGCGCAGCCGUCGGCCAAAGCUGCUGAGCUGCCGCCACCGCAUGUGCACCCGGUGCCUACGCAAGAUGGUGGACGUUGGCGAGUCCCCUGGGUGCCUCAGCUGCCCCUUCUGCCGCCAGGAGAUGCUGCUGCCGGACAAGGACGUGGGCCAGCUGCAGGAUGACGGGCAGGUGCUGGCCCUGCUGAGCUGCCGGGAGCGGGCCCGGAAGCAAGGGGGCCCGGCUCCGGAGGUGCUCCUGUGCCCCAGUAUCCUGGAGCCGUUUGCGGGCGGCAAGCACAGCUCCUCCUCGGACUGCCUGGUCAUCACCCUCCUGGAGAUGCCCGAGGACAUGGCGGCCCCCGAGGGGGUGGGGGUCCUAGAUGUCAUGCGGCUGUACCGCCCGCCCAGCGUGGCUUCCCUGCCCUGCCCCGCCUCCCUGGACAAGUGCCUGCCCUGCCCUGCCUGGCGUGCCUUCCCUCGCUUCCUCCUGGGCGUCCUCUGCCUAGUGUACUUCAGCUCCCUGCCCUUUGGCAUCUACCUUCUCCUCGUGAAACGCCUCAACCUGGGCAUCAUCUUGGUCAGCCUGGUGCCUUCCACCCUCAUCCUCUGCGUCUUCUACAGCUUGUGCCAGUGCUUGUGCCAUGAGAUCUUCAGCUUCCCUUCUUGAACUGCCUGGUGGGAAGAGUGCAUUCUGGCAGGAGUCAAGGCCCGGGUGGGCCUCCUGGAAGCGCCCAAGAGACACCUCACUCUCCUGGCCCCUCCACUCACAUAGUCCCAGCCACCCCUCUUGGAAGCCGGUCUGAACAUCAGCCUGUCAUGCAGAGGCCUCGUGGGGCCCAGAUGUCCAAGGGGCAGCCCCACCUCGGACAAGAGCCUGGGCAUUGUGCAUGCCCUUCUGCAUCUCAAAGCUGAAAGCGCAGCCGGUUGUUUUUCAUAUGUGGACAAUGGACUUCUAGCAUGGUGAAGAAACAGCCAGACAUUCAUGAGGUCUAGCAACAUGGGUAUCAGAGAAUUUAUUCAUGUCAAAAUAUAUUUUUCCUUGCAGUGGAGAGCACAUAAUUUCACAUUGAGAUGUUCAUAGACGUGUUCUUUUAUUAAAUACUUCACUCCACAAAUAAGACCUCCAACUUCAGUCAAUUCUGACAAAAUUAGGUCUUCUCAAGUACGACAAUACUGAGGCACCCAAUCAUUGGAAGCUGGCAGGUUGUUCACAUUUAUUACUCACCAGCACCCAUAUUCAUUGAAGGAAGGAGAGGAGAGGCCUGCCAAGAGCCAUUAGCCACAAUUCUAAACAACCUCCAUAAUCAGGGGCAGCGUUCCUCUCAACAGCAGGUGCCCAUCACCUUCCUCCCUUUCAGCUUUCUGGAGCCAUCUGGUGCUGGAGUACAUGAGGCUGCAGCUUGGUCUAAGCCAGCCACAGGGCUGCUCUGCUCUUUUGUGUAUUGAUCCUGCCUCUCUUGAACAGGUACAUUGGGAGGCCUUGUUGGAGGGGGGAGAGAAUCGCAAGGGUGGGGUGCCCAGGAUGUAGAAGGUGGCACGGGCCAUCCACCUGUGGAGUGCUGCUUCCCCCUUCUCUGUCUGCAUCUGUCUAGCAGAGCAGGGGAUGGCAAGGCUUGUGGCAAGGGGGAGGCAGCCCCCACCCCACUCCGCUGAGCAACGGCCUGGGGCUGGCGUGGGAACAAGCAAGGUCCUCCACUUGCACACCUUGAUGUGGCUACCUGCUGCUCCCUUGACAUCUGCUGGCUCACCCCACCCCCCUUGAGCUGAUCACACCUAGUGGGUCCAGAGAGAUUAACCUUACAAACAAGACACAGGGUGUAAAGGGGGUGCUUUUGGGGAGGGGAGAAUGUAGCCAGGGCAUUUCAGAAGUCAGAGACACCCCCACCCCAGCAUGUUCUGUAGAGUAUAUUUAGCAAUCUGCUGAGGCUAGAAGCAAGCCUGUAAGAAGAAGAGGUGCCCCACCUAAGGGUGCUCGGUCCCUUGGCCUUUCUCCCAAGUCACAACCUCCUGCGUGUCAGUCUCAAGGCCUGGCUCGCUCGAUUCAUUACGCUCGUCAAAAGGGUGAAAGGAAAUGCUGUUUUUGUUUCCAGCCCCCAUGCCAUUAAAACCAGCAGAACAGUGCCCCCCCCAAACAGUGUCUGUGUUCUCCAUUGGCAUUCUGUGUGCAAAUUCUGGUUUUGCCAGUCUUACUGUGAUGGCAAAAGAGCACUUCACGUCUGUGGAUCUUCUUCAUCCGUGGCUCAUCCCUACUGAGUCCGUUCAGGUGGUCCCAGAGGCUGUGUGAGAAAACAAAGAAGGGGUUG